Molecule: messenger RNA, 3727 nt
Organism: Oreochromis niloticus (Nile tilapia)
Lineage: Eukaryota; Metazoa; Chordata; Actinopteri; Cichliformes; Cichlidae
Gene: mst1
Product: macrophage stimulating 1
Exons: 18
Coding region: 241-2370 (709 amino acids)
Biological process (GO): proteolysis; regulation of receptor signaling pathway via JAK-STAT
Molecular function (GO): receptor tyrosine kinase binding; serine-type endopeptidase activity
Source: RefSeq, a predicted model, not a curated record
GGCCACUGUUUGAGCAAAGGCGCGACGCUGGCGUGUGGGUGGUCGUGAUUUAGACUUUCUGUGUGGAUGUUUAACAUCGUGCUGAGCUUUUGGGGGUAUUUUUCUGCCUGUCAGGUCGAGCUGGUCGCUGUUUGAAGUUGACCACCCGAAGGCUUCAAAGAGAGGAGAUUUUAGAGCAGAGAUCUCGUUUUGACCCCCAUAACGUGAUUAUAAUAGUUUUAUCUUCCACCGAUUCAAACAAUGAAAGAGUUUCUGCAGUGCAUUCUCCUGACUGUCGGAGUGGUCACUGGGUACCGCAGUCCUCUGAAUGACUUCCAGCGCUCGGAGGGCCGAGAGCUCGUUCCUACCUCCUGGAACUCUGCUCGAGUGCAGAUUUUACCAGGCCUGAACCUCGAGGACUGUGCCACACGCUGCUCACAGUCACUGGACUGCAGAGCUUUCAACUAUGAGACUCGUCCAGUUGUCACCUGUAAACAUCUGCCCUGGGUGGGCGAUGGCACCAAUGCAGAAGUGAAGAGAAACGUGAACUGUGAUCUUUAUGAGAAGAAGGUCUAUGUAAGGAAGUGCAUUGUGGGUAAAGGAGAAGACUAUCGAGGCAAAGUGUCCACCACAAGAAGCGGGCUCACCUGCCAACAGUGGUGGUCCAAAUUUCCUCACGAUCACAGGUGGACUCCUACAGCUACCAAUGGUCUGGAGCUGAACUACUGCAGGAAUCCGGAUGGGGAUCGGAUCGGUCCGUGGUGUUACACCACCGACCCGGAGCGACGCUAUGAAAGCUGCAACAUUCCCCAGUGCAAAGAUGAGGUGUGCAUCACGUGUAAUGGAGAGGACUACAGGGGCCAGGUUGACCACACUGUGAAUGGCAGAGAGUGUCAAAGAUGGGACCAGCAGUACCCUCACCAACACAUCUACCAACCUGAAAAGUACCCGGAUAAGAGUUUAGAUGAUAACUACUGCCGUAACCCUGAUGCCUCUCCGGUGCCUUGGUGUUACACCACUGACCCUGAGGUGGAAAGGGAAAACUGUGACAUCAGCCGAUGCACUGAAGUUCACGUGGAGAAGCGCCAGCGCUCCAGCUUCACCACCAACUGUUUCCGUGGGCGUGGGGAGGAUUACCGCGGGAAAGUCAACGAGACGACGUCAGGCAUCCCCUGCCAGCGGUGGGAUACCCAGCAACCCCAUGAGCACCCCUUCUACCCAAACAUAUAUGAGUGCAAGGGUUUGGAGGAGAACUACUGUCGUAACCCAGAUGGGUCGGAGGCUCCCUGGUGCUUCACAUCUGUCCCAGCGAUGAGGACUGCGCUCUGCUUGCAAAUCAAACGCUGUGCAGACGACAUAGAAGCUGAGGACUGUUACCAGGAAAACGGAAGAAACUACAGAGGCACUGUGCGUAAAACUCGUAAGGGCAUAACCUGCCAGAAAUGGAACGUUAACACGCCUCACAGGACAAAGAUAAACCCAAGAACGCAUCCAGAUGCCAAUCUGACAGAAAACUAUUGUCGCAACCCAGACGGUGACCAUCACGGACCCUGGUGCUACACCACAGACCACAAAACAGAGUUUGACUACUGUGCCAUCAAACAGUGCGCUGGGGAGAAAGUGUCUAUCACUGAACCAAUAGAAAAAGUGGAGUUUAGUGAGUGUGGAAAGAGAGAAGACCGGGUCCAGAGGACCAUACUGCGUAUAGUGAACGGGAUUCCUGGGAACUCACCUUGGACGGUGAGCCUGAGAGACAGAAAAGGAAACCACUUCUGUGGAGGAUCCCUGGUUAAUGCUAGAUGGGUGAUCAGCACCAAACAGUGUUUCUCCUCCUGCUACGUUGACCUGCCUGGAUAUUCAGCCAUGAUGGGAACGCUGUUUCGUGAUCCUCAAGAAGGAGAACCCGGUGUGCAAACCAUCCCGCUCACUAAGAUUGUUUGCGGACCUUCUGAGUCUCAACUGGUCAUGCUACAACUGGAAUACCCGGCCGUAUUUAAUGAGCGUGUCUCUCAGAUUUGCCUCCCUCCUGAGCGCUACAUUGUAAGCGAGGGGACGAGGUGUGAAAUUGCAGGAUGGGGCGAGACAAGAGGGACUGGUAAUGAGGCUGUCCUCAAUGUGGCCCACAUGUCUGUUAUUAGUAACAAGGAGUGCAACAAAUACUUCAGAGGUCGUGUUCGUGAAAAUGAGAUGUGCACAAACGCCUUCCAAGCUGGAGUAGGUGCGUGCGAGCGAGACUACGGCGGACCUCUGGCGUGUCAGAACAGGGACUGUUGGGUACUCGAGGGGGUGAUCAUCCCCAUGAGGCGCUGUGGACACCCGGGGCAGCCCAACAUCUUUAUCCGCGUGUCUAUGUACGUGGACUGGAUAAAGAAAGUCAUGGAGAUGGCUUAGAAAGAGAGAGCGCCGUCAAACGCAGAACUGGAUAUUCUGAGUAUUAUCAAAACUUGCGAGACCUUUUAUUGCGCUGAACAUGUACACUUUUCCUCUUCUCAGAUGCCUUUUUGUCAGUAAAAUUUAUCCCUAACACAAAUCCAGAUUUAUAAUUAGAAUGUGUUAUAUGACUUGUAUUACUAUUACAUUACUAUAUCAUGAAAAAAACGUUUUGUAGUAAUGCAUCUUUCGGGAUUUCUUCUGUUAUGUCUGCAUUACGUCUGCAUGAUUUAAUGAAUCCUUUCAGUCGCAGUAACUAACAUUAGGUGGAUCAGAAUCCAGUUUUUUUUUGUUUUGUUUUUUUGCUGCUGGCAGCCAGAAACCAACACAUAUGCCAAAAUAAUAAGAACUCAAUAAUCACACACGCUGACAUGCAAAAUAAAAAGCCAUGCGGAAAAGGUUCAUCAUAAAAAUGUGAGCUGCUUUUCAAAGUUUUUCUUUGAUGAGAUUUUUCAUUUUUAUUACCACUACUUCUCCGGUCUUUAUUCGCCUUUACCCUGAUAAAUGUUUAUCUGCUAACAACUACUUUUUCUUUCUUUUUUUUUAACCUUUUUUUUUGUCAUGUUUAUGCACCACAAACGGGGCUUAAAGGGCUCCUAAUUUUACCCGUUUUUGCACCAACUUCUAAAAAAAUUUAAAAGCUUUCAAACGGAUCAAAUCAAAUGUAGCCCCCGAGGGGUCAGAGGAAAAUAUCGUCCCUAAUUAACUUCCAGUUAGAGCAGGGGUGCGGAGGUUUACGGCACAGUUUCGGAGUUCCUAACAUCCCCUGGAAAUGCACCCUUUAUUGCAAAACUGUACGCCUCCCCUGCUCUCCCUGGCAAUGAAUGGAACUCCGAAAUACCUUCUUUGCCCCCAGCCUCUAAAGAAAUCCCUCCUCUCCCUGUCUUUUGAUGCCUGCCCCCACCUCUAAAGACAUGCCUUUGUGCCUUAUGCAGAACUGUAUGCGCUGCACAUUCUUUCUAGUUCUAUAGGAGGAUUUUUGUAACGCGGUCCUGAUGAGCCCACGGAAUUCAGCUUAAAUAAACCUCAAGAUCAGAGUCCAACCGAAUCUCAGACACCACACGCCGCGGAAGGCCAGUGAACUCUCUCAUACAUUGACACACACACACGCAUAAUUUCUCUCUCGCGACCCCCACCACCACCACCACCAUCUCCUCCCCCUACCUCUACCUUCUCCCCCAUUCUAUCUUUCUGUGUCUUUCUCAGUAAAACUUAAACUUUUCUUCAUCUCAGAUAAUCCCAAGAUUUAUGUUUAUAUUUGUUUGCAGAAAUAGAACCCGAUAAGAGAAAAGCUUAGACCGCGUUCCUGUCUAACUGA